AUGUACUGUAGCGGGAAUGGUGGCUUGUAUUGUCGAAAUGUUGGAAGACAGGUUGCAGCUGUCGCACAUAAGGAAAAUGCCAACAUCCUCCGAGGCUUGGUGGAGAACCAAGUGUUCAUCAGGAUUUCAGGAUUUGUCAACGGAGCCUUCGUGACCUGGGUGCCAAAGCUUUACGCCUACCAUGUUAAGAUUUUGAAAGAACUCCUGGCACACGAUCCUGAACUGUUUUGGGUGUUCACCAACAGUGGAUGGGCUGCCGCUAUGUUCAACAUCAGACCCAAAAUGGCAUGCUUUCCCCACCGAGACCACAGGAACCUGCUGUUUGGCUGGUGUGGCAUCACUGCCCUUGGUGACUACAACCCAGACACCGGGGGACACAUCAUGAUGUGGGAGCUAGGACUUGUGAUAUGCUUUCCUCCCAGCUCGAGCAUAAACCUUCCUUCCGCUGCGGUGGAGCACUCCAAUGUUCCCACUAGGCCUGGUGAGCACUGCUUUUCUUUUACGCAAUAUAGUGCGGGUGGCCUCUUUUGUUGGGUUGAACAUGGGUUUCAAAAAGAGGAGGUGUACUUCAAUAGCUUGACUGACAAAGAGCAGGAUCAUGAAGUAAACAGAAUGUGGAUGUUAAUGAAAGAAAGCCUAAUUACUUCUCUACCAUAG
Molecule: messenger RNA, 657 nt
Organism: Laccaria bicolor S238N-H82
Lineage: Eukaryota; Fungi; Basidiomycota; Agaricomycetes; Agaricales; Hydnangiaceae
Exons: 3
Coding region: 1-657 (218 amino acids)
Source: RefSeq, a predicted model, not a curated record